UUGAGCCUCGGAAACUCAAUCCUUGUAUAUUCAACGGAGAGAGAUCUGCGAGAGAAAGAGAGAUCAGAUUCCGGUGUUCCAAGGAAGCACAUAUUUUAAGAUCCAGAAUCGCCUGAGAGAUGUCUACCUUCAGUGGCGAUGAGACCGCUCCUUUCUUCGGCUUCCUUGGCGCUGCCGCUGCGCUCGUCUUCUCAUGUAUAUCCAUCUAUACUCUCUUAUAAUCUCCAUCUUCUUCUUUUCUCUUUGGUUCUGAAUUGUUCACUGAUCUUGUGUGUGUUUGUUGUUCUCAUGAUCUCCCUCAAAGUUGCUUUUGUGCUUUAGAUCGGCCCUGAGAAGUUCACCGAUCUGUGUGUUGCUCAUGAUUUUUCUUAGAAAUUUCUCUCUAGAUUUGUUUAGGCUAAGCGAUAUCACUGAACUAUUAUAUGUCUCUCCUUUUCGAAAAUUCUAGUUUAUUAUCUUUAGUCAGUGGAUCAAAUUCUUAUGGAACUGCUCUACGCUGGUUUUAAAUCCUUUUUCUUUGUCUUUUCUCCAUUGGUGAUGUAGUCUAGGCUGAUCUUCUAGAAACUAAGACUUUUUGGCUUAGAUCUGUAUGUGUUGAAUUUCUUGGUGUCCCCGACAAAAAAAAAAGAAUUUCUUGGUGUCCUGUUCUUUGUCCAACAUAUCGAAAUUACCUAGGGAAAUUUGCUGGAGUUGCCAGGUUUUGUGAUUGCUGUGACUGGUAUGGGAGCUGCGUACGGGACAGCAAAGAGUGGUGUGGGAGUGGCAUCUAUGGGUGUGAUGAGGCCGGAGUUGGUGAUGAAGUCUAUUGUCCCAGUUGUUAUGGCUGGUGUGUUGGGUAUCUAUGGUUUGAUUAUUGCUGUUAUCAUCAGUACCGGGAUUAACCCCAAGGCUAAAUCCUACUACCUCUUCGACGGAUAUGCUCAUCUCUCUUCUGGUCUUGCUUGUGGGCUAGCUGGUCUUUCAGCUGGAAUGGCCAUAGGUAUCGUUGGCGAUGCUGGUGUCAGGGCCAAUGCUCAACAGCCAAAGCUUUUCGUUGGUAUGAUUCUUAUCCUCAUUUUCGCUGAAGCUCUUGCUCUAUACGGUCUCAUCGUCGGGAUCAUUUUGUCCUCCCGAGCUGGUCAGUCCAGAGCCGAAUGAGAAAAGAGUGCGGUUCUUGAAGUCCGCAUGAUUCUUUCUUCCCCUUUUCACCGGUCUCUUCAUAGAGCCGGGAUCUUCUUAUAUUGUUUGUCAGGUUAGUAGAGAGACACAGUGGUUUUGUUCCUUGUGGCAUGUCUUCUCGAAACAAAAACCACACAUCAUCAUCAAAAGCGUUGUUCCGUUUUCACCCUUCUGUUAUGUUUGUAAUGAGACCGUUGCGGAUUCUUCUGUUCCCAGUAAGAUAACUGUGGGAGACACCCUAUUUAUAUCGUUUAUCAUUUUCCUAAUAAAAUUCCAGAAAAACUCGAUUUGAUCUUGUUUAUGAAACUUUUUUGAAUAUUUUUCUGUUUUGUUUUUGGGUUUUAUCGUGUAUAUAUAUAUAUAUAUAUAUUUGUCGACCAGUUUAAUUUCGUU
Molecule: messenger RNA, 1551 nt
Organism: Arabidopsis thaliana (thale cress)
Lineage: Eukaryota; Viridiplantae; Streptophyta; Magnoliopsida; Brassicales; Brassicaceae
Gene: VHA-C3
Product: vacuolar-type H[+]-ATPase C3
Exons: 3
Coding region: 721-1137 (138 amino acids)
Biological process (GO): proton transmembrane transport
Cellular component (GO): lytic vacuole; vacuolar membrane; proton-transporting two-sector ATPase complex, proton-transporting domain
Molecular function (GO): proton transmembrane transporter activity; proton-transporting ATPase activity, rotational mechanism
Source: RefSeq, marked reviewed